AUGGAACAUCACCUCCGGUGUGCGUACUCGCCCAGCUUGCUUGAGGGAUCCGGCCCGGCGCCGGCGCCGGCGCCGCCGUUGUGGAGGGGAAUUUUAGGUCGCUGCGACUACGUACGUACGGGAUUGGGUUUGAACGAGGACAUCGGGAAGAAAUUAACCUUCAGCGAGGGAGCUUUUUGCAAGUUGUGUACCCAGAUCGCUCCACCUGAAUCUGGGACAUCGAUCUUCCAUCCAGUGGUACAGAUUCGGUUUUUCUAUUUUUUCAUCUCACGCUCUCAUUCUAUUGUAGUCGUUGGCUUGAUCUUGCAGUGUAAGGAAUUUUCUGUUAGCCUCCUUGCAAUGGUACCCUCAAAACGGAAAAGCUCCCCUCUGGCGUGGGUCCCAGUUGUCAUCGUCAUCUCACCUUCUCUCUUCUCCUGCGCCGCGGGCCUUGACGCCGCCGCCCCUGUCGCCCUUGACGCUCCGCCGCAUCUGCGAGUUCCCCCGCCACCGCCGCCGAUUAUGCAAGCUGAGCAGCCUCAGGUCGACGCCGUUCGCCUGCCCGACCUCACCUCUCUCAAUCGGCUCCAGAGAGGGGAGGACUUCGGAGUUCGGACGGGAGGUUGCGGUCAAUCAUCAUCCUCGUCAUGGCCACCUGAAGCGUUAAUGAAAAGUUAUCGAUCUACAAUCCUGCAUCUGGUACCCGAGGAAAAAAGGUUAUCGAUCUACAAAUCGGAUGUGCAGCGCCAGAGCCAGACAAAGUUCAGGACUCACGACUGUCGGUCUUCAUUCAGACGUUCAGUUUUGGAGGAAAAAAAAUGGUCAACAAUGCAUACUUGUGUGGAGCAGAUUGUAGGAAGGUCUUGCGCGCGGUCUUUCGAGGAAUCAGCUCCACAGACCACAAUCUGGCCGAGCAUGGCCUACACGGCAAACCCAGCAAUCACUUUCUUUGGACAUACUGUAAUCGAUGGAUACACUGAAACAAUGUCGAAUCAAGUGAAUCAGUAGCCGGUUGUUAACAGGGAGGACUUCGGAUGGGAGGCUCCUCCAAUUCAGUUAGGACGCAUUCUCUUAAUAAUGCGAGUCAGUUGCUAGUUACGGGUUGCUUAGCUCGGAUUGUCUGGUUCAGCAUGUUGCGCAAGGAAGGGUUGAGCUCGUUCCUGCAGCGGCAGUCUCUAUUCCGUUCUAUUUUUAACUGUUCAAUGAUGCAUGCUUGUGUGGAGCAGAUUGUCUGGUUCCACAACCUGGCCAAGCAUGGUCUACAAGGCAA
Molecule: messenger RNA, 1249 nt
Organism: Aegilops tauschii subsp. strangulata
Lineage: Eukaryota; Viridiplantae; Streptophyta; Magnoliopsida; Poales; Poaceae
Source: RefSeq, a predicted model, not a curated record